Messenger RNA from Impatiens glandulifera, 2132 nucleotides. RefSeq names its product ruBisCO large subunit-binding protein subunit alpha. Gene Ontology annotation, biological process: protein refolding. NCBI's taxonomy places the organism in Eukaryota, Viridiplantae, Streptophyta, Magnoliopsida, Ericales, Balsaminaceae. Gene Ontology annotation, molecular function: ATP-dependent protein folding chaperone; ATP binding. The transcript has 8 exons. The record is from RefSeq and is a predicted model, not a curated record. Bases 128 to 1900 code for a protein of 590 amino acids.
UACAAACAAAACUUUGCCUGCAGCCCUAACUUUCCAAACCUUAGCUACAAUAAUACAUCCUUCAAUAGCAUCUGCUCAUCCUUAUCCGCCAUUCUCUCCCAUUUUACUCGGCCAUAACUCACAAGAAAUGGCGUCUGCAAAUGCUCUCUCUACCGCUUACCUCUCUUCUCCCAAACAGGGUAGUUUGAGGAAGAGUGGUGUGUUGAGCAGAAGGCCAGGGCAGAAAUUGAAUUACAAGAGAUUUUCGGCUCCCGCAGGAGGAUUGGUUGUGCGAGCUUCUGCAAAGGAUAUUGCUUUCGGACAGAGCUCUCGUUCUGCUCUACAAGCUGGCAUCGACAAGCUUGCAGAUGCUGUCGGCCUUACUCUUGGUCCUAGAGGAAGGAACGUUGUUCUUGAUGAAUUUGGAACCCCAAAGGUGGUUAAUGAUGGUGUGACCAUUGCUAGGGCGAUUGAGCUACCCGACCCAAUGGAGAAUGCUGGUGCAGCCUUGAUUAGAGAGGUCGCAAGCAAAACAAAUGACUCAGCUGGUGAUGGAACAACAACCGCUUCAGUACUUGCAAGAGAAAUUAUUAAACUGGGCUUGUUAAGUGUCACCUCUGGUGCAAACCCAGUUUCAAUAAAGAAAGGAAUUGACAAGACUAUUCAAGCAUUGGUUGAAGAGCUCGAGAAGAAAGCCAGACCUGUCAAGGGACGUGAAGAUAUUAAAGCCAUUGCUUCUAUCUCUGCCGGGAAUGACGAUGCUAUCGGGACUAUGGUUGCUGAUGCUAUUGAUAAAGUUGGACCUGAUGGUGUCCUUUCCAUUGAAUCAUCGUCAUCCUUUGAAACAACAGUGGACGUAGAAGAAGGAAUGGAGAUUGACAGGGGAUAUAUCUCACCUCAAUUUGUUACGAAUCCUGAGAAGUUACUUGUCGAGUUUGAGAAUGCUAGAGUAUUGGUCACAGAUCAGAAGAUCUCAGCCAUUAAAGAUAUAAUUCCUCUACUGGAGAAGACCACCCAAUUGCGGUCUCCUUUGUUAAUUAUUGCAGAAGAUAUCACUGGGGAGGCUUUGGCAACACUUGUUGUGAAUAAGCUUAGGGGUAUCGUAAAUGUUGCCGCCAUCAAAGCUCCCGGUUUUGGUGAGAGGAGAAAAGCUCUACUACAAGAUAUUGCUAUUGUGACAGGAGCCGAAUAUCAAGCUAGCGACUUGGGUUUGUUAAUUGAGAACACAACAGUUGAGCAACUUGGAGUGGCAAGGAAGGUGACAAUCACCAAAGACUCCACAACCAUAAUUGCUGAUGCAGCAACCAAGGAUGAAAUACAGUCUAGGGUUGCCCAGAUUAAGAACGAGUUGUUAGCAACAGACUCCAUAUACGAUUCGGAGAAACUAGCAGAAAGAAUUGCCAAAUUAGCUGGAGGAGUUGCUGUCAUAAAGGUUGGGGCUGCAACUGAAGCUGAACUAGAGGACCGUAAGCUUCGAAUUGAGGAUGCCAAGAAUGCCACAUUUGCUGCCAUUGAGGAAGGGAUUGUCCCUGGUGGUGGUGCUGCUUUAGUCCAUCUCUCGACUUAUGUACCUGCUAUUAGAGAGACUCUUGAAGAUGCAGAGGAAAAGCUUGGAGCUGAUAUUGUGCAGAAGGCAUUGGUGGCUCCAGCAGCUUUGAUAGCACAGAAUGCUGGAGUUGAAGGAGAGGUGGUUGUGGAGAAAGUGAAGGAAAGCGAGUGGGAGAUUGGAUAUAAUGCAAUGACAGACACAUACGAGAAUCUUGUCGAAGCUGGAGUUAUAGACCCGGCUAAGGUUACUAGAUGUGCUUUGCAGAAUGCUGCUUCUGUGGCGGGAAUGGUACUCACCACUCAAGCCAUUGUAGUAGAGAAGCCUAAGCCUAAGGCUGGUGUAGCUGCUGCUCCACAAGGACUUACUGUCUAAUAAAAUAGUAAUGCUGCCCCUUUUGAGGGUUGAGUGAAAGACCAAUGAAAACAAAUCAUGUGUAACCAUUAUGCUUGUUAGCUAGGCUAGGCUAAGGCUGAAUAUUGUCAAUGAGUGUGCGAUUGAUUGCCCCUGAAUUUUGUUGUAAGCUGUUUUGACUUUUGAGAAAGGAAUAAUAAUAUUUAUGGCAUUAGUUUUUUACUCUUUACCAAAUUCAAGCACCUUUCUUACU